Molecule: messenger RNA, 3242 nt
Organism: Pogonomyrmex barbatus (red harvester ant)
Lineage: Eukaryota; Metazoa; Arthropoda; Insecta; Hymenoptera; Formicidae
Gene: nAChRa3
Product: nicotinic acetylcholine receptor alpha3 subunit
Biological process (GO): monoatomic ion transmembrane transport
Cellular component (GO): postsynaptic membrane
Molecular function (GO): acetylcholine-gated monoatomic cation-selective channel activity; transmembrane signaling receptor activity
Source: RefSeq, a predicted model, not a curated record
CUUACAGCGGAGUACCCACGCAAGGUUAUAAUCCCGCCCCGUUGUUACCCGCACUCGUCAUCGUCGGCGCCGUCGGCGUGGAUGGUGGCGGUGGCGCAAGUGCCGGUGCUGGUGAUCAUCCACCCUCGUCCUGCCCAGUUGUUGUUAUCGUCCGGCGCAUCUCGCACCAAGGGGAACCGUCCAAUAGAAAUUCUCUUCUCGCCCAGACGCCCCUAAGGCAAUUGGUUACGGGAGGAAGGACAGUGAAGAAGAGAGGAAAAAGAAAGGACGGGGAAAACAAACGAUAAGGAGCCAUAUUUUUCGGCUCGUUGUGCCAUUCGUCACGACCAAGAGCGACGAUUGAUAUGCCGAACGAGUUGUCCUCGACGACAUAGAUGGAUGGCAUCUAGAUUCUGUGGAUCGCAGUGCAAAAACUGAGGGGUCUGGGGUUCACGAAGGCGAGAAGAAAUGAGGUGGACGUGACACAAUGACAUGAUGAAGAGCCUGGUGGGGAUCAUGUGGAUAGUGUUGGUGCUCAUAUCAGGAUGCUCAGGAAAUCCAGACGCGAAACGAUUAUACGACGAUCUCUUAUCGAAUUACAACAAGCUGGUUCGUCCAGUGGUCAACGUCACAGACGCCCUCACCGUUAAAAUAAAGCUCAAGCUUUCGCAGCUUAUCGAUGUGAAUUUGAAGAAUCAGAUCAUGACGACGAACCUCUGGGUCGAGCAGUCAUGGUAUGAUUACAAGUUGAAAUGGGAUCCGAAGGAGUACGGUGGGGUGGAAAUGCUGCAUGUGCCGUCAGAUCACAUAUGGAGGCCCGAUAUAGUUUUAUACAACAACGCCGACGGUAACUUCGAGGUGACGCUGGCGACGAAAGCGACUCUCAACUACACGGGCAGAGUCGAGUGGAAGCCGCCGGCGAUUUAUAAGUCUUCCUGCGAGAUCGACGUCGAAUAUUUUCCUUUCGACGAGCAGACAUGUGUGAUGAAAUUCGGUUCGUGGACUUACGACGGCUUCCAGGUCGAUCUUAGACACAUCGACGAGGUUCGAGGCAGCAAUGUCGUUGACAUCGGCGUCGAUUUGUCGGAAUUUUAUACUUCCGUCGAGUGGGACAUACUAGAAGUCCCUGCUGUAAGAAACGAAAAGUUUUACACGUGUUGUGACGAGCCUUACCUCGACAUCACUUUCAACAUCACCAUGAGACGGAAGACUCUGUUCUACACCGUUAACCUCAUAAUACCCUGUAUGGGAAUAUCAUUCCUCACGGUGUUGGUGUUUUACCUGCCAAGCGACAGUGGAGAGAAGGUCAGCUUGUCCAUCUCAAUCCUAUUGUCGCUGACUGUGUUCUUCCUCUUGCUGGCCGAGAUUAUCCCACCUACGUCGCUCGUGGUACCGCUUCUUGGUAAAUUCGUCCUUUUCACUAUGAUCCUCGACACCUUCAGCAUAUGCGUAACAGUGGUGGUCCUGAAUGUACACUUCCGUUCGCCGCAGACCCACGUAAUGUCGCCGUGGGUCCGACGCGUGUUCAUCCACGUUCUGCCGAGGCUGCUGGUAAUGCGCAGGUAUAAUACGCCAUCGCAGAGAACCGAUUACGAUUCCAGGCCGCAAUAUCAGAUAGAUAAGCGUGGCAUGGGCGGGCAUCAUGGGCAUCGCGUGAUGGUCAGAACAUGCAAUGGUCUCGAAUUGCGAGACCCAUCACUGUUCGUUGAGUCCUCGGCCUCGGAGCUGGUCGAGUCCUCGGUGCUUUUUCCUAGUGUCGACUCACGGGACGAACUGCAUCCUCGGGAGUUGGAAGCAGUAAAUUUAGGAAGCACGUGCCGCAUCCACGGUUCGCCAGCGGCAACGGCCGCGCCGCCGCCGCCGCCGCCGCAGCUUCCAACAGAGGAGAGUGUCGACGCUCUCUGUAACACGCUUCACCACUGGCAUCACUGCCCAGAAUUGUACAAGGCCAUAGAAGGCAUCCGCUUCAUCGCCGAUCAUACGAAGAGGGAAGAGGAUUCUACUAGAGUCAAGGAAGAUUGGAAGUACGUCGCGAUGGUACUCGACAGACUAUUCCUUUGGAUCUUCACACUAGCCGUAGUCGUCGGCACGGCCGGGAUUAUAUUGCAGGCGCCGACCUUGUAUGACGAUCGCAUCCCCAUCGACGUACGGCUCUCCGAAAUCGCCUCCACCACUGCCAAGCCACACAUCGUCACGAGCCUCUGAGGGACAAUUACUAAUUGCAUUAAUGCCGCGCGCGUAAAUACACACAUAUACGCAACAACCUACUACCACUAUUAUUAUUACAUCGACACAGGCGACAAGAGUGAAAUGUAUUAACGUCCGAAAGACUGAAGCCUUCGCGAGAUCUUCGACUUUUCCACGCGUGAGUGCGUGCGUGUCGUUCGACUCGUCGCGCCGCUGCCGAACGGAGAAUUCUUAUUAUUAUGGAUUCGUUGAUACUCAGACUUCUCAUUUUUACUCGCUAUAUAAGGAAAUGACUGGUUAAUAAAUUAUAUAUAUAAAAAAAAGGAUGAAAGGAUGAAAGGAGAACCGAAAGGGGAACCCGAGCAGCUAAUGGCUUAAGGCGAUGUGUAUUUCUUGUUUGAUCUCUUUCAUAUUCAAUGUUUAAAUUAAUUCUAAGAUUUCUACGGCUAUGUAAGAAAACUAAAGUAAUUUAUUUUUCCCAAUCGUAAAUUUCUUCAAAAUCUUGAGCUUGAAUAGUAAUUUAGUAAUCCUAUCGAAUUUCUUUUUUUCUCCGUUAAGCCUAAAGCCAUUUCAUUGCUGUUUAUAACGAAAUAAGCGAAAUACGCUUGUAUAUUAAUUGUGGCCUAUAGGAAAUAGUGAUUCGUUGUCACGCGUUGAUUUUUCUCAUCUUUCUAAGAAUUCCCGAGCUACAGUGGAAAAUGAGGGUGAUAAAAGAAGAAGUGUGACACAAUGAAGACCAUGUCUCAACCAUUUGCACGCCGAUUGUUUGAUUCCGUGUAGCACAUGGACGGUGUAAGGAGUUCGUAACGUGUAGGUAAUAUAAUCCGACCGAUGAACGCGUGAUAGAUCUUCUUAUUUCUCGAAUUAAAUCGAAAGAAAAUUAUUGCGUGGAUAAAAUUGCAAUUACAAAACAAAAUAAAAAUUAGCUUGUUUUUAAAAAAUUUAUACGCGAAGAUGUGCGGAUUAAUUAUGACGUGAAAUUACACAAUCGUCAUCGAUUGAAGAAUAUGUAAUAGUUUAUACAAAUCCAGAUCAAUUACUUGGGAGAUAAAUGAAGAGUCAAAAACAAAAAAAAA